AUGAGUCGCCAUAUAACUGAUGUUAUGGAUGAAGAAACAGACAAAGAUGCCCAAAUUAUCACAUCUCCCACAAACAUUGAAAUGGAAAAAGAUCUUGAAGUCCCCGAAGGAAUCGUAUUCGAAUCCCACGAGUCCGCAUAUUCCUUCUACCAAGAAUACGCAAAAUCCAUGGGAUUCACCACAUCAAUAAAAAACUCGCGAAGGUCAAAAAAGUCAAAAGAAUUCAUCGAUGCUAAAUUCGCAUGUUCAAGAUACGGAGUCACACCAGAAUCCGAUUCGGGUACAAGUAGGCGUCCAAGUGUGAAAAAAACCGACUGCAAAGCAAGCAUGCAUGUGAAAAGAAGAAAAGACUCAAAAUGGUACAUUCAUGAAUUCAUUAAAGAACAUAACCAUGAACUUUUACCUGCUUUAGCUUACCAUUUCCGCAUCCACAAAAACGUAAAAUUAGCCGAAAAAAACAACAUCGAUAUUCUACACGCAGUUUCCGAACGAACAAAAAAGAUGUACGUUCAAAUGUCGCGACAAUCGGGCGCGUAUCGUAACGUUGACUUUUCAAGAAACGAGUUAAAUUACCAAUUUGACCGUGGUAGGUAUCUAGCACUUGAAGAAGGUGAUGGUCAAGCUAUGCUCGAGUAUUUCACGCAUAUCAAAAAAGAAAAUCCGAAUUUUUUCUACGCGGUUGACUUAAACGAAGACCAACGUUUAAGAAACUUGUUAUGGGUCGAUGCCAAAAGUAGAAAAGAUUACAUAAAUUUCACCGAUGUUGUUUCUUUCGAUAUCAGUUACGUUAGAAGCAACGACAAAAUGCCAAUUGCUCUGUUUAUCGGUGUGAAUCAUCAUUUUCAAGCUAUGCUGCUUGGAUGCGCGAUUGUCGCAGACGAAUCCAAAACAACUUGUGUUUGGUUGAUGAAAACAUGGCUACGCGCAAUGGGAGGGAAAUAUCCGAAAGUUGUGAUCACUGAUCAAGGAAAGGCGGUGGAGGCGGCCGCCAUGGAAGUUUUCCCGGCGAGCCGCCAUUUGUUCUCUCUUUGGAGUAUCUUAGAGAAGGUUCCGGAAGCUUUCGCGCAUAUUAUCAGACGACAUGAUAAAUUCAUGACUAAGUUCUACAAGUGUAUUUAUAAGUCGUUAACAGACGAACAGUUCGAUAUGAGAUGGUGGAAACUCGUGGGGAGAUUCGAGCUUCAGGAGAACGAAUGGUUUCAUUCGUUAUACGAAGAUCGAAAAAAGUGGGUCCCGUCGUUUAUGCGGGAAGUUUUUUUAGCGGGAAUGUCUACGCCUCAACGUGGCGAAAGUGUGAAUUCUUUUUUCGAUAAAUAUAUUCACAAAAAAGUUACGUUAAAAGAAUUUGUGAAACAAUACGCGACCAUUUUACAAAACCGAUAUGACGAAGAGGCGUUAGCGGAUUUCGACACGUGGCAUAAACAACCCGCGUUGAAAUCACCUUCACCAUGGGAAAAACAAAUGUCUAGUGUUUACACUCAUACAAUUUUUAAAAAAUUUCAAGUUGAGGUUUUGGGGGUUGUUGGGUGUCAUCCUAAAAAAGAACGUGAAGACGGAUGCGUUACGAUAUAUACGGUUGAUGAUUGUGAAAAAAACGAAAGUUUUAAUGUUACAUGGGACGAAUCAAAAUCCGAGGUUUGGUGUUCUUGUUUGUUGUUUGAGUACAAAGGUUUUCUUUGUAGACACGCGAUGAUUGUUCUUCAAAUUUGUGGGCGUUCGAGCAUUCCCUCUUGUUAUAUUUUAAAAAGAUGGACGAAAGAUGCAAAGAAUGAUGAUCAGAAUAAAAAUGGGGUGAUGGAAAAAACACAAAAUCGGGUGCAAUUAUAUAAUGAUUUAUGUAAACACGCGAUUCAAUUGGGUGAAGAGGGAUCUUUAUGUGAAGAAAGUUAUGAUAUUGCGUUUCGUGCGCUUGUGGAUGCUUUAAAAGCAUGUGUGGAUGUGAACAAUAAAGAAUCUAGUAAUGGCACUGUUUUGAUACGAGAUGUUGAGGAUGAAAAUUUGGGAGGUGUUUCUGGAAACAAGAGUAAAAGAAAGAGCGUAAACAAGAAACGAAAGAUACAAUCAGAACCUGAACCUGUAAUGCUUGAGGCACGAGAUAGCUUGCAGCAAAUGGAAAGUAUGAGCUCAGAUGGAAUAACUCUUCAUGGGUAUUAUGGGGCCCAACAGAAUGUACAGGGACUGCUGCAGUUGAACUUGAUGGAACCACCUCAUGAUGGUUAUUAUGUUAAUCAACAAAGCAUGCAGGGACUGGGUCAAUUAAAUUCAUUGGCCCCAACGCAUGAUGGUUUCUUUGAGGCUCAACAAAGCAUCCAUGGUCUGGGGCAUUUGGAUUUUAGACCACCAAGUUUUGGAUACAGUAUGCAGGAUGAACCUAGUCUGCGAACUAAUCAGAUGAACAACAACCCGUCUAGACAUUCAUGAGACACACACACACUCGUCAUCUUUACCACAUUCUUUCAUGUUACAUAUGUAAGAAUCAAACCAAUUAGCUAGCAAUAUUCCUAGUAUUUUUAAUCUAACAUAUAUAUAUAUAUAUAUAUAUAUCAAAUUUGAUUUAUUUGUUGUAAUGUGAUUGGUAGUUUUUAUUUGCG
This is a messenger RNA of Lactuca saligna, 2591 nucleotides long. The record is from the annotation of a GenBank genome assembly. Lineage: Eukaryota; Viridiplantae; Streptophyta; Magnoliopsida; Asterales; Asteraceae.